AUGAAGGGAAAAGUUGAAGAACACGAGAAGAACGAGAAAAUCAUUCGCAGCCUCAUGAAGCUUCCCAGCAAUCUCCGUUGUAUCAACUGCAAUAGCCAGGGACCUCAAUAUGUAUGCACAAAUUUUUGGACAUUCGUUUGUUCAACAUGUGGUGGAAUACAUCGUGAGUUUUCACAUCGAGUUAAAUCAGUGUCAAUGUCCACAUUUACUGCAGAAGAUGUUAAAGGUCUUCGUGAAGGGGGGAAUGAGCAUGCAAAGCAAGUUUACUUCAAAGAAUUGGAUUCGAGACACCGUUCUCUUCCUGAUAACUGUAAUGUUGAAGGACUCGGGAAAUUCAUUAAGCAUGUGUAUGUGGAUAGAAGAUACUCUGGUGAGAAGAGUACUGUUGACAGGCCUUCCAUUUCUAAGAAGGAUGACAGGGAAGAUUCUUUUACCAAUCACAAUGGCCUUCGUAAUAUGCUUUCUUCAGAGAUCCUAAAAAAACUCAGCGUUGAGAGAUUUGGAUUUAGUGGAAGAUGUGAUGAAAGAGAUUCAGGGAACAGAAACAGUUAUGAUGAAAGAAGAAAUCUUGGAAAUGGUAAAGAAUCUCAAAAGCAUGAUGAUCAUAAGAGAAUUUCUACUUACUUUGAGGUAGUUGAUGAUAGAUUUGGUGAUGAUAUAUCUGGAACUCCAAAGACAUACAAUCUGCAGAGAAGGCUCUCAAACCAACAUACUGCGCUAUAUUCAUCCAGGCCACGAGAGGUGUGUUCUCUUCGGGAUAUAUUGGAUAGAAUCCCCUCUCUGCGACUAAGUGAAGCUCUUAAAGAUGGCGAUAGGCCUAGUCCUAUGCAAAGGACUGAAUCUACGACAAAACCAAGGCACAGUGAUGCACAUUAUACGGAACCUAGAAGCCUAAAUUCUAUGGGAAAUGAAACGCACACUUUAGAAAACCCAGCUAAUAUCAGUUCUGAACCUGGGCCUUCUUCAAAACAAUCACCAAAAUCCAGUAGUCAUUUUUUUUCAAAACCAGCAAGUUCACCAUGUUCUAAUAAUCCGGCGAGCAUUGACUGUCCUACUCCGAGAAGUCGAGCAAAGGUUGCUUCAAAUGCCAAAAACCUGGACUCUGUAGCUCCUGCGGUUAAACCUAUGGACAUUGUGUCAAAGGAACCGAGUACUGGUGGUGUGCUCACUGCUGAAAUCCUUAACAUACCUAGGACACCUAGCAGUGGUGGCGUUUCUCCUGCUACACAACUAAGCAAUGUAUCGACUUCAUCCACUACUUCCACUUUUCCCAGUCCAAAAGUUUCCUUAAUUAGUGCCUUUUCGUCAUUGGCUACUAGUAAUGUUGGUUCCUCUACCAACACUAAUCGGAUGAAACAAGAGAAAGACACUCCACAUCCUCAGUGCUAUAUAUUCUCAGAUACUGCCAUUCAAUCUACUUCUCCUGUGCCCUCAAGCAGUCCAAAUGUGCAACCAUCUCAAUUUGUCCCACAGAAUAUUCCUCAGGCCAUAUCUGGAGUUGUAAUGGAGUCUCUCUCUUCAGUGCAUAAGGAAUUUCAAGUGAGUCAGGGGACUGGCCCUUCACACAUACCGGAUUCUGCUCCAAUAGAGCAGAAAUCCAGUGAAAGAAAAGAACUUCCAGAGGUAAACUAA
This is a messenger RNA of Hibiscus syriacus, 1632 nucleotides long. Its product is annotated as probable ADP-ribosylation factor GTPase-activating protein AGD14. The coding region runs from base 1 to 1632 and encodes 543 amino acids. The transcript is spliced from 9 exons. The record is from RefSeq and is a predicted model, not a curated record. NCBI's taxonomy places the organism in Eukaryota, Viridiplantae, Streptophyta, Magnoliopsida, Malvales, Malvaceae. Gene Ontology annotation, molecular function: GTPase activator activity.